This is a messenger RNA of Gymnogyps californianus (California condor), 4407 nucleotides long. RefSeq names its product neurobeachin like 2 (gene NBEAL2). Gene Ontology annotation, biological process: intracellular protein localization. The record is from RefSeq and is a predicted model, not a curated record. Gene Ontology annotation, molecular function: protein kinase binding. NCBI's taxonomy places the organism in Eukaryota, Metazoa, Chordata, Aves, Accipitriformes, Cathartidae. Gene Ontology annotation, cellular component: membrane; cytosol.
AUGGCUUCCCGGGAGCGGCUCUACGAGCUUUGGAUGCUCUACUUCGCCAAGAAGGACCUCUCCUACCUGCAGCAGUGGCUGGAAGCCUUCGUCAUGAACUUCGAGAAGAUCAUCGCCCUGCCCUCGCUGGAGCCCAGGAGGCCGGAGGAGUCGGUGUCGGAGAUCCCGGUGCUGCCGCGGGAGGUGCUGCAGGUGCUGAGCCAGCGGCUGGGGCAGUGCGUGGCCCAGGUCCCGCGGGAGGAGGAGGGUGGCGGGGCCAGCCUGGGGCAGGCGCUGCUCCUCCUCAAGUUCUUCAUCAUCAUCUGCAGGAACCUGGAAAACAUCCAAGCGGACAAAACCCCUGGCUUCAUCCCGGAGGUGCUGAAGCUGCUGCGGGUCUGCGCGAGCAAGGUGAGCCUGAAGAGUAUCCAGGAGGAUGAGCAGAGCAGAAUGCAGCUGGAGAGCGGGAUGCUCUACGCCCUGCAUCUCUGCGAGUGCCUCUUCGACCCCUACCAGACCUGGCGGCGGCAGCUGAGCGGGGAAGUCAUCAGCGCGAAGGAGAAGAGUAAAUACAAGUUCGCCCCGGCCCCUUUGCCCCCCGAGUUCGACGCCUUCUUCCAAGAGAGUUUCCAAGCCGGAGGGCAGCUCCCCGAAACACUCCAGCUCCGGCUUAUCCAUCUUUUUGGGGCCAUCCUCUCCGGAUCCAAGCCCAACGCGCUGCGGGCCAUCACGCCGGCGGCGGUGGAGGUGCUGCUGGGGGUGCUGCAGCGGGGAGGCGGGGGGACCCCCCCGGUCCCCAAGUUGCUGGAGCUGGCGUUACGCGGCGUGGUGGCCGUGGUCCACGUGCUGCACGGCAGUAGUCCCGGCGCCGGCCCCGUGCCGUUGCGUGUCCUCCUGGAUGGUUACUUCAGGGUGCUCAAUUCGGACCUGCCCGUCGCUUCCUUGGCGCCGGAGGCGGCCGGUGGCCUCAUCGCUCUUCGCGUGCUCAUGCUGGAUGCCAUCCCGGCCAUGCUGAGCUGCGAGGACCGGCCGGUCCUCCAAGCCGUCUUUCUCAGCAACAACUGCUUCGAGCACAUCAUCCGGCUCCUCCAAAACAGCAAGCUCUACCUCAGCAGCUCACGGGAGGCAGGUGAAGCCCAGGACGAGGUCCCUGCGCGGCCGCCAGACAGGGAUGGGCUCCAGCAGGUCUUCAACGGCAGCUCCGAUGCCAUCGCGGUCCAUGCCAUCGGGGUGCUCACCGCCAUCAUGAGCAAUUCGCCCUCAGCCAAGGAGGUGUUCAAGGAGCGAAUCGGCUAUGCCCACCUCUACGAGGUGUUGAGGAGCCAAGGCCAGCCCACCCAACGCCUGCUCCAGGAGCUCCUCAACAUGGCAGUGGAGGGCGACCACAGCUCCUUCCCGGUGCGCCCCAUCCGCAACGAGCAACCCCUGCUCAUCCUGCUGGCCUGGCUGCCGGCGCUGGCGUGCCGGGAGCUGCAGGUCUUCCUCUCGGGCUGGCUGCGGCGGCUCUGCGAAGCCUCCCUGCCCAGCCGCCUCACCUGCGUCAAGGCGGGCAUGGUGGGCUGCCUGCUGGGUGCCUUGGCCACCGAGCCGGCGCUGCCGGCUGCCUGCUCCGAAAAUUUACUGGAGCUGCUGCGGGCGUUGGGCAGCCUCUCCAUCCGCCCCGGGGAGCUGCGGCAGCUGCUGCGGCUGCUGCGGCACGAGCGGGGUCGGGGACCGCAUCCCUACGCGGCGCCCGUCAUCCGGGCGCUCUCAGGGAUGGCACGGGUCGAGGGACCCCCCCGGGCACUGCAGUGCUUCGACCUGACACCCGGUAUGGCGGGGAUCAUGGUGCCCACCGUCCAGAAGUGGCCCGGCAGUGCCUUCGCCUUCCACGCCUGGUUGUGCCUGAGCGAGGAGGAGCCUGAGCCACCAGUGAGGCCAAAGAGGAGGCAGCUCUACAGCUUCUUCACGGCCGGCGGGACGGGCUUUGAGGCGUUCUUCACCGCCGGCGGCGUGUUAGUGGUGGCCGUCUGCACCAAGAAGGACUACAUGACGGUGGCAUUGCCGGAGUUUGCCUUCAACGACUCGGCUUGGCACUGCGUCGACAUUGUCCACGUCGCCGGCCGCCGGCCCUUCGGCCAGAACAUCGUCAGCAUCUACGCCGAUGGGCACCUGCGGAAGACGGCGCAGCUCCGCUUCCCCUCCCUCCACGAGUCCUUCACCUCCUGCUGCAUCGGCUCCGCGGGCCACCGGACCACCACCACCACCGCCACCGCUGCUGGCCACCCACCGGCAUCCCAUGGGCCGGAGCUGGUCUUCCCUCCGCACCCCACGCUCGGCCGCUCCCAGUCCGUCCCCGCCCUGGGUCCCCAUGCUUGGACCCCCACUCAGCCCCCCACCGAGGUGGUGGCCACUACAGCGGCCGGCAGCCAGGACACCGAGUGGGGCAGCCCCACCUCCCUGGAGGGUCACCUCGGCUCCGUAGCCAUCUUCUGCGAGGCUCUGCAGCAAGCCCAGGUCAAGGCGCUCUUCUGUGCGGGACCAAACGUCACAUCACCGUUUACGCUGGAAGGUGACUUGGUGGAGCUCAGCAGCAAGCUCUUGCUGUACUACACGCCACAGGCCUGCAGGAACAACAUCUGCCUGGACCUCUCUCCCAGCCAUGGCUUGGACGGGAGGCUGACAGGGCACAAGGUGGUCAACUGGGACAUCAAGGACGUGGUCAACUGCGUGGGUGGGAUGGGCGUGCUGCUGCCCCUGCUCGAGCAAGUGGCGUCCAAGAAGGAGGAGCCCGAGGAUGAGCAGGAGACCAACGACCUGGUGGGGCCAGAGCUGACGUCCUCCAGGAAUGCCCAGGGCCUGCUCAUCCCACUGGGCAAGUCCUCAGGUGAGGACCUCAGGGGACACAGAGCAGGAGCCGUCCUGCUCGGGUGGCUGGAGGAGUCAGAAUAUGUCUCAGCCCACCUCCACGAGUGGAUCGACCUCAUCUUUGGGUACAAGCAACGAGGCCCGGCCGCCGUGGAGGCCCUCAACGUCUUCUACUACUGCACCUAUGAGGGGGCCGUGGACCUGGAUGCCAUCGCUGACGAGACGCAGAGGAAGGCUCUGGAGGGCAUCAUCAGCAACUUUGGGCAGACGCCCUGCCAGCUGCUCAAGGAACCCCAUCCCGCCCGGCUGUCAGCAGAGAGCGCUGCCCGGAGGCUGGCCCGCCUCGACACCCGCUCGCCCAACGUCUUCGAGAACCUGGACCAGCUCAAGUCCUUCUUUGUGGAGGGCAUCAGCGAUGGGGUGGCCCUGGUGCAAGCUGUGGUCCCCAAGAACCAGGCGCACUCCUUCAUCACUCAGGGAUCACCCGACGUCCUGGUCACCGUGAGCGCCAACGGCUUGUUGGGGACCCAUAACUGGUUACCCUACGACAAGAACAUCUCCAACUACUUCAGCUUCACCAAAGACCCCACCGUCUCCAACGCAAAGACCCAGCGCUUUCUGCAGGGCCCCUUCGCCCCCGGCGCGGACCUCUGCUCCCACACGCUGGCCGUGUCCCCCGACGGGAAGCUGCUCUUCAGCGGGGGACAUUGGGACAACAGCCUCCGCGUCACCUUGCUGGCCAAAGGGAAGGUCGUUGGGCACAUCACCCGGCACAUAGAUGUUGUCACCUGCCUGGCGCUUGACCUCUGCGGCAUCUACCUCAUUUCUGGGUCCCGGGACACCACCUGCAUGGUGUGGCAGGUCCUACAGCAGGGUGGGUUUUCCAGCGGCUUGGCUCCCAAACCCGUCCAGGUCCUGUACGGCCACGACGCCGAGGUGACGUGCGUGGCCAUCAGCACCGAGCUGGACAUGGCGGUGUCGGGCUCCAAGGAUGGCACCAUCAUCAUCCACACCGUCCGCCGGGGUCUCUUCAUCAGGUCCCUGCGGCCGCCCGGCGAGAGCUCGCCACCCGCCGUCCUCUCCCACCUAGCCGUGGGGCCGGAGGGGCAGGUGGUCGCCCAGACCGCCGUGGGUCAACGAGCCUGCUUGAAGGACAGGUUUGCGCUGCACCUCUACUCGGUGAACGGGAAGCACCUCUCCACGGUCCCGCUGGACGAGGAGGUGACGGCCAUGUGCCUGACGGAGGAGUUCGUGGUGCUGGGGACCAUGCAGUGCGGGCUGGAGAUCCGUGACCUCCAGAGCCUCAGGGCGGCCGUGCCCCCCGUGCCCAUGCGGGUGCCCGUCCACAGCGUGUCCGUCACCAAGGAGAAGAGUCACAUCUUGGUGGGGUUGGAGGAUGGCAAGCUCAUCGUGGUGGGGGCUGGGCAGCCCGCUGAGGUGCGGCCGGGCCAGUUCCACCGGCGGCUGUGGCGCUCCACGCGGCGCAUCUCCCAGGUCUCGGCCGGCGAGACGGAGUACAACCCCGCCGAGGGCAAGUCCUAGCCUGGCACCCACCACCCACCAACCCACCCCCCACCCAGG